UUACAUGUUUUAUUUAAGUAAGCAUGUAGAUAAACUACGUUUUAAUGACUAAGAUAUAUAUUUACAUAUUCCUAUUCUUUCGCUUUAAUCCUCAUUCCUCCGGACAAGCACAACUCCAAAUGUCAUUUUUCUUUGGAUAUAAAUUUGCACAUUUCCAUUCAGAAUAACUAAUUAUGAAGUAAGAUAACUAAAAUUUAUUUAUAGUAUCAUAAAUAAAACUUUAAAAAAUGUAAGAAUUGUAUAAAGUUAAAAAUAAUUAUGACUCCUCAUGCUACCUAUAUUACACUGUUUCCUAGUGGGACGGGUGUGAUGAAAAAUAACACGUGUCAAUGCACUAUUGGGUAAUGUCACGUGGCCAGUAAAACCAUUGGUUGAAACAGCACAGGCAGUGUGAGAGAGAUCUAUAUAUAAUAAGGCAAUAGACUUCGAAGAACACUGAGAUUUAAACACUUUCUAGAGAUCGAAAAUUUCCCUUCGGUGUUAGGGUUUGACAGUUAUAGUGGAAAAUGGGAGAACGGAAGCGAAUCCCUCUCGGGAUAUUUGCGGUGCUCCUUUUGAUUUCUGCCUCUUCUUUUCAGCUUCUCCUCGCUUCUGGUGAUGCAGAUGAUGCGAUCUUCUACGAGUCAUUCGACGAGGAUUUUGAAGACCGGUGGAUCACUUCUCAGAAAGACGAAUACAGUGGUGUCUGGAAACAUGCCAAGAGUGAGGGACACGAUGAUUAUGGUCUUCUUGUCAGUGAGAAAGCGAGAAAAUAUGCCAUAGUGAAGGAACUUGAAGAGGCAGUGGGUCUCAAGGAGGGAACUGUUGUUCUCCAGUUUGAAACUCGGCUUCAGAAUGGCCUGAUCUCAUCGAGAAAGGUGAAGAGCAACCCAAUCUCACGGUUGGCAUUCUUGUGGCCAUUUUGGUUGUCUUCGUGUCAAUUUUCUUCAGAAUCUUAUUUGGUGGGAAGAAGAAGCCCACAAGGGUGGAGAAGACAAACUUAGAACCCGCGGAAAGUGCUUCUAACCAAAAAAAUGGUGAGAAUGAAGAAAACAAAGAGAAGGAGGAAUCGUCUGCCCCUCCACGUCGUAGGUCAACAAGGAGAGAGAAUUGAAAUAUGAUUGAAUCGCUUGACAGGGGCGGCCAUUGAAGAACACUACCACCGCACUUAAAUUUUGAGCUUAGUUAAGCAUUAGGCACGAAGGAGUGUAGAUCAUUUUUGUGUGUUGUCUUGGAGACUUCAAAGUAGUAUUUUGUAUGUUUUUGUAUCAUGGGUUGGUCCCUUUCUGCUGUGUUGGUCACCUCUCAGACUUUUUAAGCUAAUUCAGGAUGCUGGAACCGUUACAAUUAUUUUCUAUUUUUGUUUUUAAGCCAGAAGCCCUUUUGGAAUUUUUAGAAA
This is a messenger RNA of Vigna radiata var. radiata (mung bean), 1378 nucleotides long. Its product is annotated as calnexin homolog. Gene Ontology annotation, molecular function: calcium ion binding. The record is from RefSeq and is a predicted model, not a curated record. Lineage: Eukaryota; Viridiplantae; Streptophyta; Magnoliopsida; Fabales; Fabaceae. Gene Ontology annotation, cellular component: endoplasmic reticulum; endoplasmic reticulum membrane. Gene Ontology annotation, biological process: protein folding.